UUGAUAUAAUGACUGUACGUUUACAGUCUGUUUACAGUCUGUUCAGGAGAACCAGUCGGAGCAGCGGAGUGUCAGAUGUCUGUGAAUAUUUUAGAAACUGAGUAGAACUGGAAUCCCCGACAUCAUGGUGUGGUAUUUCUUAUAGGACAGGAUCGAUUUAAAAUGUCUAGAUAAACAAAUAAAACACACCUGAGCUUUAGUGAAAGUUUUCCUUUAAUUCUACAUUUGACAAGCAUUUUUUACAGGAGUAAUAUUACUUUUUCUUUUGUUUGUUUUUUUUUUUUUGCUCAAGUGCUCAUGUCGUCAGCCGUGUGGAGUUUUGUUUUUUUCUUUUCUCCGUUAUGCUGACGAUUGAAUCACCUUUGAUCUUGUCGAAGUGCCGUUAGCUAACAGUUAGCCAGGCUCCCUGGCUACUGAGUAACCUCCGACACCGUGCUCUACAAAGUGUCCGUGUACAUUAGUUAUAAUUCACUGUAUUCUACAGUGAAUUAUAACUGAGCUCAGACUGGAGCUUGUGGGAUUUUUGUUUUUUUACUCAAUGGCCUUUCUCCACAUCCCCAUGAAGGUGUCACUAACACAGAGUAAAGUUUUGUCAAACUACGGACGACACAGGAGUCAUCGGAGCAGCCGGUCUGAAACAACGGAAACAUCAGAGGAGGCCGAGACUGGAUUAGUUCCAAGUGUUCAGGACUUUGAUAAGAAGCUCGCUGAAGCUGAUGCCUACCUGCAGAUUCUAAUAGACCAGUUAAAGCUGUUUGAUGAAAAGAUCAAGGACUGCAAAGAAGAUGAAUCACGUAGAAAAAUAGAAAAUUUGAAGGAGACCACAUGUAGCAUGGUAGAGUCCAUCAAGCACUGCAUUGUACUGUUGCAAAUCGCUAAGGACCAAAGUAACGAACAGCAUCAUGCAAACGGACUUAUAAGCACCAUUAACCCAGUAGAUGGGAUCUUCCAGCCGCCUCUGGACACUCCUGUAGUCGACACCACGAUGCCAACACAGACAGCACUACCAACAGACGGUUCUCAGGUGUGUAAAUCAGACCAACGACCUUCCACGUUGCCUGUGGGUCCUGUUGUGACCAUCAUGGGAAGUCUGCAAACCCCAACUCCCAACAGCACAGGGAGUGGUCCCUCAGGCCCCAGCAGUGGCGUCUCCUCCCCGGCUCACAUCCCUCUGCCUUCGCACUCGGUGCCAGAUUUUUCCUACUCCUCCAGUGAGGACGAGUUUUACGAUGCCGACGAGUUUUACCAGACCAGUACUUCUCCCAAACACUGCAUAGACCCCUCAGGUCCUGCAGCUGCGACACCUCUGACCAAUGAAGAGACAGUGUUGAAGAGACCCAACACCACAGAGUCAUUCAACUCGUCCAUGUCCAAUGGAACCACAGACGCAGAUAUGUUUGACAGCCACGACGAUCGUGACGACGAUGGUGAGGGCGAGUCUGUGGAGGAGCACAAAAGCGUCAUCAUGCAUCUGCUUUCUCAAGUCCGUCUGGGCAUGGACCUCACCAAGGUGGUGCUUCCUACUUUCAUUCUAGAGCGAAGAUCUUUAUUAGAAAUGUAUGCAGACUUUUUUGCACAUCCCGAUUUGUUUGUAAGCAUCGCGGAGCAGCCGGAGCCUCGGGAGCGAAUGGUUCAGGUGGUCAAAUGGUACUUGUCCGCCUUCCACGCCGGGAGGAAAGGCUCGGUCGCCAAAAAGCCUUACAAUCCAAUCCUGGGAGAGGUUUUCUACUGUCACUGGGAUCUGCCCAGUGAGGCGGACGAUGCUUCACCACUCAUGGAGACGGUCUCUGAUGGUCCCAUUCCCUGGUCGUCACCCAACAAUGUGUGUUUUGUUGCAGAGCAGGUUUCUCACCACCCGCCCAUUUCUGCAUUUUAUGCCGAAUGUUACAGCAAGAAGAUCCAGUUCAACGCUCACAUCUGGACAAAGUCAAAGUUCUUAGGAAUGUCCAUAGGUGUCCACAACAUCGGCCAAGGUUGUGUGUCGUGUUUGGAGCACGAUGAACACUACAUCCUCACCUUUCCUAAUGGAUACGGCAGGUCGAUUUUGACUGUGCCGUGGGUGGAGCUGGGUGGUGAGUGCAACAUCUCCUGCUCCAAGUCUGGCUACAGUGCAAACAUAGUGUUCCACACCAAACCCUUCUACGGAGGAAAGAAGCACAGGAUCACUGCUGAGAUCUUCGCACCCAAUGACAAGAAGUCAUUCUGCUCUGUUGAAGGAGAAUGGAACGGAGUGAUGUAUGCCAAAUGGGCGACUGGUGAGAACACGAUCUUCACAGACACUAAGAGGAUAGGAAUCAUAAAGAAGAAGGUCAGGAAGCUGGAAGACCAGCUUGAAUACGAGUCCAGAAGACUGUGGCGAGAUGUGACUCUGAACCUGAAGCUCAAAGACAUUGAUGCAGCAACCGAAGCCAAACACAGGUUAGAGGAGAAACAGAGAGCGGAGGCAAGAGAGAGGAAGGAAAACGAACAGCAGUGGGAGACGAGGCUUUUCCAUGAAGACGGCGAGUGCUGGGUGUACGACGAGCCGCUAUUAAAGAGAGUAGCCUCUCAGAGGCACUGAGAAGACAACACGCUCUCUGACACACACACACACCCCCGAGUGUGUGUAAAAACAUGCACACACAGCAGAGUCUUCAUAAGAACUCUUUUGCAGAAACCACUUUCUUUUCGAGCUUUGGAAUGACUGGUGAUUGAACGUGUACACAGCUUUGCAUUUAACUGAAAAACAACAACAUGGAAAUGAAUGAAACCCAAUAGUGGACGCAUCAAAAUUGUAACGUGACGUCCGGCGACUCUCCUCUCCUUAUUAUUUGAGCAAACUUGACUUUCGCAGCCAUCGCGAGACUCGUCAGCGCGUACAGGAGAUGAGAGCAGUUCCAUGUCUCCACCCUCUCCGUCAGCUUCACAACGCCACCUGCAGUCAGCUCCAUGUGACAAACCAGAGCCGCACCCAUUCCUUCACACACACACACGGUCCCCCGUUGGGACAUGGGUUAAAAAAAAGAAAACAGUGUUUUGUUGGUGUCCAAAUCACAUUAACCUUGACAAAGCAAACAGCGCUCUACAUCUCAGGGAACCUGAUGACUGAGGCGAAGGUUGUUGGCCCCUCUGAGAGUCUGACAGCCUUAGAACUGUGGAACGGACGAAUCUUAAAGGGCAGAGGAGAAAUUCUCUGCUUGCCUGCAACUAGUUAUAACUCUUGUUUAUAUAUAAAUAUACAGAUAUGAUAUACAAAUGAUGGAUAUAUAAAUAUAUAACCUUUUUUUAUUUCCAAUUGCUAUUUUUGUUUAUUUACUUUUCUGCCAAUAGUGUAAAAAUGUUCAAGGGUAUAAACUUGAUGGCUUAACUCUAGAAAUCAUUCCAUUUGUCAUUUUGAUAUUCUGCACAGAUACCCAUUCAGUCCUUCACAGUUCCUACUUAAUGUGCCCUGCAGAGGUCCACCCCCUGCAUAUCCCACAGCACACAUGUAUGAAAUAUAUAUGCAAAUUCAAUCAUUUGUUUUGUUGCCUGCAAAAAAAAAGAAGCAUUACCACGUCCUCAAUGCCAAUAAAGGUUUUGUGAAAAAGACUGUCGGGAUCUAAGCAGAGGAAGAAAAAAAAAACACAGUCCUCUGAAAAUGCUUCAGUUCUUCCUGACUGCAUUCAUGAACAAACAAGUGUUUACAUAUUUUAGACUUUCUGAAUUGCUGGUGUGUGACGAGGUUAUAAAGCUUGGACUGAGUCUGUGGAGUCUCCCUCUGUCCUGGUGUUCAGAGAGGACGGCUCCAGUGCUGUCGGGAGGAGCGAUCUUAUGAAGUGCUGCUACAUUUAAAGAUGCAUUCACUUUUUUUUCGUUUGUUAAGAACCACAAUUUUCGAAAUAUUCUACAACAUACAUCUGCUUCCAUGCUCUUAAGUAACAGUUGCAACGGUUGUUUUUUUUAAAUGCCAUGAGACCAGGAGAAAAUACUGAAAAUUACAAGACGCUGGAAACACCCCAGAAUAUCUCAAUAACCAGUAUCUAAUAAUGCUCCCUAAUGAGUCAGAUUAAGUGAAGAUGAAGUUUUAAUGUUAAAUUCUGUUGAAUCUUGUGAAGCAUUUUAUGGACCUGGUGCUGUAUGUGCACCCAAGAAAAUGCUGAUUACAAAACGUGUGGUUGCUGUGAUUGUUUAAAUGUCUGAAGCAUCAGUUUUAAGGGACACUUGCUAAAAAAAAACCUGUUUCUGAAAUACUUUAAAGUUAAUUUAUUUCCUCCAUAUUAUUUCUUUGUAUAUUAUAUUCAAUCGAGGCCUUUCCAUACAUUUCACUUUUAAUAUCACCUGAAGGAAAUUAAUCAAAACCAUUUUUUUUCUUUUCUGAUCAUAAAGCCAUUGAUUGUAACAAAUUCUCCUGUUUAUCGAUGCCUAAUAUUAAACCUCCAACAGUUUA
This is a messenger RNA of Cynoglossus semilaevis (tongue sole), 4405 nucleotides long. RefSeq names its product oxysterol binding protein-like 9 (gene osbpl9). The transcript has 21 exons. Lineage: Eukaryota; Metazoa; Chordata; Actinopteri; Pleuronectiformes; Cynoglossidae. Gene Ontology annotation, molecular function: sterol binding. The coding region runs from base 539 to 2560 and encodes 673 amino acids. Gene Ontology annotation, cellular component: cytosol; Golgi apparatus; membrane. The record is from RefSeq and is a predicted model, not a curated record.